AUGGCCAGCCUCAUGUCCACUGCUGCUGUCGUGGAGAGGGACAACUGCUUGCUUCGUGCACUUCCUAUGGCUCCGGUGCUAUGCGACACAGAUCACACUGCUCUCACCGUCCGCCGCGCCGCGCCUAGACCCAUCUAUCUAUUCAAGGCCCCAUUUUCGACCUCGUCUUCUCCGAGGCGAUUACGCCGUUAUAGCCGGGGCUUGCGGUGA
Plenodomus lingam JN3 is the source of this 210-nucleotide messenger RNA. NCBI's taxonomy places the organism in Eukaryota, Fungi, Ascomycota, Dothideomycetes, Pleosporales, Leptosphaeriaceae. The record is from RefSeq and is a predicted model, not a curated record.